Molecule: messenger RNA, 2067 nt
Organism: Neoarthrinium moseri
Lineage: Eukaryota; Fungi; Ascomycota; Sordariomycetes; Amphisphaeriales; Apiosporaceae
Exons: 4
Coding region: 1-2067 (688 amino acids)
Biological process (GO): carbohydrate metabolic process
Molecular function (GO): catalytic activity; carbohydrate binding
Source: RefSeq, a predicted model, not a curated record
AUGCGUCUCACGUCGACGUUGGGAGGCCUGCUCCUCCUUUCGUCCUCCAUCACUGCGACAUUGUUCGCAAAUGAGUCGUCCGGGGCUCUCUUUAUUGGAAACGACAGACUCGUGUCUGCCGUCAACAAAUCAACGGGCGCUGUCGACUUCCUUAGCCUGGACGGCCAGGAUCUGUUGGGAUCGAAGAACUACGUCCCCAAUACCCCUGGAGGCUCCUCAGGCAACGGACAGUCAGGCAUAGGACCGUACCUGGACUGCUACUGCAUACCCUCGGGCACAUACACGCCUGGCGGUGUCAAUGCAACCUACAAGCUGCUGCAGGGGUUAGAUGGCACCGGCGUCGCCUGGGCAGGCAUCGUGAUGAGCGAACAAUACCCCCCGACGGGUCAGCUUUUCGAGUCGUACUGGUUCCUGCGAGACGGCGAAACGGGCCUGCAUACCUUCAGCCGGUUGGCGUACUACAACGAGACGACGCCAUUCCUGCGCAAUCUUCAGGAGUUCCGGACGCUGUUCCGGCCGAACACCCCUCUGUGGACGUACCUCGUCACGGACGCCGGUUUCCACGCCCCACUGCCCAGUCCGGACCCGGCCUCGGGCGACAUCACCAACGCCACGACGGUCCAGGACGCCACCUGGUACAUCGGGAACAGGACUGACGAGCCGUAUGUGGAGCAGAUGAGCGACUAUUACACCAAGUACACGUUCCAGGCCGUGUGGCGGGACCACUCCGUGCACGGUAUGUUUGCGGACGGCAGCCGGAGUAACGACAACUCGACCUUCGGUGCUUGGAUGGUGAUGAAUACCAAGGAUACAUAUUUUGGAGGACCGAUACACUCUGAUUUGGUAGUCGAUGGGAUCGUCUAUAGUGAUUACCUUGUGUCGAACCACCACGGCGACGGUACACCCAACAUCACAGAUGGCUUUGACCGAACGUUCGGUCCUUUCUACUUCCAUUUCAACAGAGGUGCUGUGGGUGGAUCAUGGCCUGAAUUGAGAGACGAGGCUCUACAAUUUGCCUCACCAUCAUGGAGUGCGGACUUCUAUGACGACAUCAGUGAGUACGUGCCUGGCUACGUCCCAACGUCCGGACGAGGAUCUUGGAAGGCACGAGUUCAGUUGCCCAAGGGCGCCAAGAAUGCUAUUGCGGUGCUGGCCCAGAACAAGGUCGACUUCCAGGACAACGUCGAGGAUACCAAAGCGUAUCAGUACUGGGCGAACAUUGGCGCCUGCGGCGGCAAGGUUCAGAUUGACCGCGUCAAGGCAGGCACGUACCGGCUGACCAUCUACGCCGAUGGCAUCUUCGGCGACUAUGUACAGGACGACGUCGUCGUCGUUGCAGGCGACACCACGGACUCGGGCACCGUAGUCUGGGAGCCGGAGGCUGCUGGCCGAGAGCUCUGGCGCAUCGGCACGCCGGACAAGGCUGGCGGCGAGUGGAAGCACGGGUACGCGAGGGAUGCGUCCCGGCCGCUCCAGCCCCCCGAGUACCGCAUCUACUGGGGCGCGUACGACUACCUGGACGACUUCCCGGACGGGGUCCGGUUCCAUGUCGGGCAGAGCCGCGAGGCCGAGGAUUUCAACUAUGUGCACUGGUCCGUCUUUGGCGGGCGGGCCAACUUUCACCGUCCGGUUCAGGAGGCCGGGCACGGCCAGAUCAACAACUGGACCAUCAGCUUCGAUGCCGAGGCCCGGGAUCUCGCCGGCGCCGCCACAGCGACCUUCACGGUGCAGCUGGCCGGGGCAAAGACGGCGGCUGGGAACACGGACGUGUACAACGCGACGCAGCCGUAUAGCAACCUGCCAUUUGUCGUCGUGGUGAACGGCAGGGAGCUGGAGCCGUGGAUCAUCCCAUACUACCACUCGUCGUCCUGCGCCACGCGGAGCGCCGUGACCUGCUACCAGGUGGCCAAGAAGUUCACAUUUCCGACGCGCUACCUGGCGGCAGGGCCGAACGCGACCAACAAAAUCGUGUUGAGUCUUCCGUUCAACGCAACGGACUAUGAGAGUGCGUUGUUGCCCGGAAGUGUGUACGUCCAGUAUGAUGCGCUGAGGUUGGAAGUGCAAUAG